AGAGGCUUAGCUUUCUAGCUAUCUAGCUAGGCUUGGAGUCCUACAUCCUCAAACCAUUAUAAAUAUGUUCCCUCAAUCUCAAUAUCUUUCAACAGAUAGCUUGUGUUAAGGUCAUUUUUUCCUAUCUCACUGCACACAACUUUUCUCCUCUCCUUUUCUUCGCUAAAUUUUUAUCACAUUUUCUUCUUGUCUUCUUACUAUGGGGGGUAGUUCUCCGUGUGCUUCCUGCAAGCUGUUGAGACGACGAUGUGCCAAAGAUUGUGUUUUUGCACCAUACUUCCCUUCCGAUGAUCCUCAUAAGUUUGCCAUUGUCCAUAAGGUCUUUGGAGCUAGCAAUGUUAGCAAGAUGUUGCAGGAUCUUCCACUACAACAGCGAGGAGAUGCGGUGAGCAGUCUAGUAUACGAAGCAAAUGCAAGAGUUCGAGACCCAGUUUAUGGAUGCGUUGGAGCAAUCUCCUACCUACAAAACCAAGUCUCACAAUUGCAAAUGCAACUAGCAGUUGCUCAAGCUGAGAUUCUUUGUAUCCAGAUGCAGCCAGAAUCAACUAUGCCCAGCACUCAACAUCAGCUUCAGUUAGAUACUCUUAAUCAUCAUCUUACUCAUUUCACUUCAGAUAUUGAGAAAUCAGCACUGUUUAAUCUUCAAAAUCACCAUCAUUCCAAUAACCUCAACAUCAACAGUCUACUUCCUGCUCAGUAUCUCAACUUUACAUCUUCUAAUAAUAGUAAUGUAAUUCACCAAGAUCCUCUAAAAAGAGAGUCUCUUUGGACAUGAUCAUAAGUACUACUUUAGUUUCAUGAUGUUUAAU
Papaver somniferum (opium poppy) is the source of this 809-nucleotide messenger RNA. Its product is annotated as LOB domain-containing protein 12-like. NCBI's taxonomy places the organism in Eukaryota, Viridiplantae, Streptophyta, Magnoliopsida, Ranunculales, Papaveraceae. Bases 200 to 775 code for a protein of 191 amino acids. The record is from RefSeq and is a predicted model, not a curated record. The transcript is spliced from 2 exons.